Molecule: messenger RNA, 1437 nt
Organism: Metarhizium acridum CQMa 102
Lineage: Eukaryota; Fungi; Ascomycota; Sordariomycetes; Hypocreales; Clavicipitaceae
Product: Serine/threonine-protein kinase, variant 2
Biological process (GO): intracellular signal transduction; peptidyl-serine phosphorylation
Molecular function (GO): ATP binding; protein serine/threonine kinase activity
Source: RefSeq, a predicted model, not a curated record
AUGCGGAUCCCGGCUACCCUGGGGUUCUUUGCUCAAGCUCCGGAACGAAAUCCGGAAAAACACGGCCAGAAUGCGAACCACCAGCAGAAGAAGUGCUCCCAGCAAGCUACUAGCUUUUUCAUGGACAGUGUCAAGAGGGCUCGGGAGAGAAACCAGAGACAAAGUGAGACCGAAAGAAGACUCGAGGAGCCAAACAUUAGUCAAGAAAGACGACAACAGAUCUGGUCCAGUAGUGGCCGGAAGGAAGGGCAAUACUUGCGGUUCUUGCGCACUAAAGAUAAGCCCGAGAACUACCAGACAGUCAAGGUCAUUGGAAAGGGCGGGUUUGGCGAAGUGAAACUAGUGCGAAAAAAGUCAAACGGCCAAGUCUACGCAUUAAAGUCUCUAAUUAAAACGGAGAUGCUUCAGAGGGAUCAGCUAGCGCACAUUCGGUCCGAGCGGGACAUUUUAGCGGAAGCUGAAAGUCCGUGGGUCGUGAAGCUCUUUACUACCUUUCAGGAUGCGCAUUUUCUCUAUAUGCUCAUGGAAUUCCUACCGGGUGGUGAUUUGAUCUCAAUGCUAAUCAAGUACGAGGUCUUCUCAGAAGAUAUAACCAGGUUCUACAUGGCAGAGUGCAUAUUAGCCAUCGAGGCAGUGCACAAACUCGGCUACAUCCAUCGAGAUAUCAAGCCAGAUAACAUCCUGCUGGACCGGGGCGGCCAUGUGAAACUGACCGACUUUGGCCUGUCUACCGGCUUUCGUCGUCUGCACGACAAAAGCUACUACCAGCAGCUGCUGCAGGGAAAGUCUAGCAAUCCAAGAGACCAAAGCUCAAUGACGAUUGACCAGAUUAACCUUACUGUUAGCAAUCGGUCGCAGAUUAACGAGUGGCGGCAGUCGAGGAGAUUGAUGGCAUACUCUACUGUUGGAACACCGGACUAUAUUGCGCCUGAGAUAGUCACUGGCCGCGGUUACUCAUAUAGCUGCGAUUGGUGGUCCCUCGGCACCAUCAUGUACGAGUGUCUGGUGGGAUGGCCUCCAUUUUGCGCCGAGUGCGAGCACGACACGUACCGGAAGAUUGUGAGCUGGAGGCACACUUUGUGUUUUCCCAAUGAUAUCCAGCUUGGCCCAGCCGCUGAGAACUUGAUCCGCAGAUUGGUUUGCGAUGCCGAGGACCGAAUUGGCCGUGGCGGGGCGCAAGAGCUCAAGGCACACCCUUUCUUUCGGGGAGUCGAGUUUGAUCAUUUGCGCCGUAUCAGGGCGCCGUUUGAGCCGCGGCUGACUUCCAAUAUCGACACGACCUACUUCCCCAUUGAUGAAAUUGAUCAGACUGAUAUGGCUAGCCGCCUCAAGGCCCAGGCACUGCCUGGCGUUGAAACGCCGUUGGGGGAUUCGCUGGAGAUGAGUUUGCCUUUUAUUGGGUACACUUUCAAGCGGUUCGACACCAAUUUCCAGUAA